CUCCUCGCUGGACGGAGAGGAAUGCAAGAGCAGGCUGCCUGCGGUACCUCUUGGGCUGUUAGAGAAAUGCGCCCGUGCUUGUGAACGUGCGGCGAAGAAGAUGAGGCCGGACCCGAGCAGGGCAGGGCCUGGGAGACAGAAAGUGGGGCCCCUGCCUGGAAUCCACGUGCCGCCCCUGGGCAUCCCUCCUGCCCGGGGGGCUGGGCCGCCCGCCUCCCGCAGGAAGCGCUCUCUCCCGGCCCCUGCGAGGCCCUUCCUCACCCUCCUGCUGCUGGUUACCAUCAAGCAAGUUACAGGAUCUCUCCUUCAGGAGACAACUCAGAAGUGGGCUCAGUACAAAGAGAAGUGUCUGAGAGACCUACUCAAGAAACCUUCUGGCAUAUUUUGUAAUGGGACCUUUGAUCGGUAUGUGUGCUGGCCUCAUUCCCUUCCAGGAAAUGUGUCUGUUCCCUGCCCUUCAUACUUACCUUGGUGGCGCGAAGAGAACGCAGGAAGGGCCUACAGACACUGCUUGGCUCGGGGCGCUUGGCAGACGAGGGAGAACUCCACAGAUACUUGGCAGGAUGUCUCCGAAUGCUCUGAGAACCACAGCUUCAAACAAAACGAGGAGCACCAUGCCUUGCUGUCGACCUUGCAGCUGUUGUACACCGUGGGUUACUCCCUCUCCAUUGUCUCCCUCUUCCUGGCUCUCACCCUCCUCUUGUUUCUUCGAAAACUCCACUGCACACGCAACUACAUCCACAUGAACUUGUUUGCUUCUUUCAUCCUGAGAGCCCUGGCUGUGCUGGUGAAGGACGUCAUCUUCUACAACUCCUACUCCCGGAGGCCCAACAAUGAGAAGGAGUGGAUGUCCUAUGUGUCGGAGAUAUCCACCUCCUGCCGCUCAGCCCAGGUCCUCCUGCAUUACUUCGUGGGCGCCAAUUACUCAUGGCUGCUAGUCGAAGGCCUUUACCUCCACACACUGCUGGAGCCCACGGUGCUUUCUGAAAGGCGGCUGUGGCCCAGAUACCUGCUGGUGGGUUGGGCCUUCCCAGUGCUAUUUGUUGUACCUUGGAGCAUCGCCCGUGCACAUCUGGAGAACACAGGAUGCUGGGGAACCAACGGCAAUAAGAAAAUCUGGUGGAUCAUCCGAGGACCCAUGCUGCUUUGUGUAACGGUCAAUUUCUUCAUCUUCCUGAAAAUUCUCAAACUUCUCAUUUCUAAGCUCAAAGCCCAUCAAAUGUGCUUCAGAGACUAUAAAUACAGAUUGGCAAAAUCAACGCUGGUCCUCAUUCCUUUACUGGGUGUUCACGAGAUUCUCUUCACCUUUGUCACUGAUGAUCAAGUUGAAGGAUUUUCGAAACUUGUCCGACUCUUCAUCCAGUUGACUCUGAGCUCCUUCCAUGGACUACUUGUGGCCUUGCAGUAUUGCUUUGCCAACGGAGAGGUGAAGGCCGAGCUGCGGAAGCACUGGGUCCGCUUCUUGCUAGCCCGCCACUCAGGCUGCAGAGCCUGGGUCCUAGAGAAGAAUUUUCGAUUCCUGGGGAAAUGCCCCAAGAAGCUCUCCGAGGGAGACAGCGCCGGGACACUGCGGAAGCUGCGACCCUCGCCCGGCAGUGGGCAGCUCCUGCACCUGGCCAUGCAGGGCCUGGGGGAGCUGGGCGGCCGGCCACAGCGGGGUCACGCAGGCUGGCCCCAGGGCAGCAGCCUGUCGGAGAGCAGUGAGGGAGACUUCACCCUGGCCCACACCAUGGAGGAGAUUCUGGAGGAGAGCGAGAUCUAGGCAGAAGGCCCACCUCUCUGGGUCUGCUCACCAGGGCCUCCUGAGAGGGGCGAGCGGGGAGGAGGCCAUGCCGGAAGGAUGUUGCGGGAUGCAGUCAUUACUCUUCCCAUGCGCCGUGCCCACUUUGAUGUGAGGUCUGUCUCAAGGUUUUUCAUGCUCUGUUAGAAAGAGGCUGAGUAAACAUUCACUGCUUUUCUGCCUUUGUCAUCCUAAUAGCCCUACCAGUGUGUUUUCCAGAAUGACCUCUGGGGCUGGCCCUAAAUUCAAGUGAAUGGAGCCCUUGUGGUACAGAGAGAUGUCUGCUAUGAAAUAGAGGCCAGCCAGUGUCUCUUCCUUUACCGCUCUUGGUACAAGGUAGUUCUAUCUGAGGUCGGGUUUAGAGCGUAAAAGGACCACUUGGGAAGUGUUUCAAAUGCAGAGUCCAGCUCAUGGCAGAGACUCUAAGAGAGUGAGUCUGGGAUGAUGGCCAGUGAUGGGAAUUGUGUAACUGGCAUCCCAGGUAAUUCUGAUUCAAGUCCACGCUUUGAAAACACUGGGCGGGGUGUGAGGGAGCUAGAAGCCCCCCCUGAGCCAGCCCAUGGCAGCCUGAAGCCAGAGGUGUCCUGCCUUCAGCAGUUCGGCUGUGACACACGCCCUCCUCAGACGGUGUGGAGCUGCACACCACCCACCAGAGCACCACUCCUUUCCUUCUCCCCUCCUCCUCUCUUGUCGAGUCUCUCCUCCCUUUCUCCAACUCAGUUCUUCGUCCACGGUCACUGGAAGUUCUGUUUGAUCCCUAACACCCAGCCUUCCUCUAAGGGUUGGCCCAGCUCCCAGGGCCCUCUGAAAGUGCCAUUGGUCGUUUCCUCUCCUUUCUGGCUCCACCUGCCUCUCUGAGCUGGGCUUCUUCAAGCCUUAUUUGCCCUACCGUUCUCCACCACUUUCGGUUUGCCGUUGACACAUUGAUGGCUGGACCUCCCACUCUGGGAGGUUUGCCCACUGCUCUCCCCGAUCUGAGGCCCCGCUGAUGGGAACUGCACUCCUCAUGUGAAAAGGGAUGCUGAAAGCUGGAGGGGGCCCAAGCAAAAUGAUAGGACCAUGGCUGAUCUGGACACGCUGAGGGGGACGCUGGGAGGGCCAGGCCUGUGGGACCCAUGCUGCCGAUGGGGUGUCGGAGUUGUGCUCCAGAUCCUAAAUGGAGGGAGCUUCUGGAGGCUGAGGGGGCCCAGGCAACUAGGGUCAGGCUCAGUGACUGGAACUAUCCGGCAAGAGGCUGAAGGAAGAUCAAGGGAGGAACUUUCUACAGAAACAGAGUGUCAAGGCCCAGGAGCGUCACUUUUAUCGUGUGUAAAAUGUAUGUGUACAUGGGUGGGGCACGUAGCUAUGGGACUAAACAUCGCCUUAUAUUAGGGGGAAGGGCAAUUUGAUACUUAAUAAGUAAGGUUGCCAUAUUUAGCAAUUAAAAAUACAUAAUGCUUUAUUAAAUUUGAAUUUCAGGUAAAUGAAUAAUCUCAUUGUAUAAGUAUAUCCCAUGGGAUAUACUUUGUCUGACAUUCAAAUUUAAUUGCACAUCCCGUAUUUAUCUGGCAACUCCAUUGUCUAGGGUACUUUGCAGCAGGGCAGGGACUAGGGUGAGGCAAGUGAGGGGCUCAGUUCAGACGCAAAAUUUGAGAGAGUACUAAAAGAACCUCAAUUGUCAAGAUAAGUAAUAUUUUAAGGCAAUAUUUUAAAAAAUCAAACCUGCAAACUACAGCCAUUUAUUAAAAAAAAAAAACGUUUAUUGGAACCAGGGCUGGAAGGAGGGUGAGACCAGUGAGGCCAGCUCAGGAGAAUGCAGGGUCUGAUCCUGGCUUUAUUUAAAAUUUUGAUAUUUUGCUCGUCAUGGACUUUUUUAACAUUAAUUUUUAUUUUUAAAUGAUUGCAUCAAAAUAUUAUUUCUCUUGAUUACUGAGUUUUUUGGGCCCUCCUUAAAUUUUGCACCUGAGGUGAGUUCCCGUCUUGCCCUCGCCCUAGUCCCGCUCUGCUUUGCAAAAGGGGAGCCUGAACUGAAGGCAUUAGGCAUGUGCGUGAUGAAGCGAAGCUUUAUUUUUUGGUGUCCAGAUUAUCCAUGGUUCAGUCAUUAAAAUAUACGCCCUUCCAACUCUCCUUUCUGCAAACAUCCCUGCCGUUUCUCAUCAGCCUAUUAGCUCCCAGAAAGCUGGGGCCAGGUCACAUCCCCAGCUUGCACCCAGCACAGCCGGUUCAGAGCAGGUGCUCAGUCAGUACGCAUCGUCGAACGAGACAAAACAGAACUGUCUCGGGAGCAUCGGACGCUGUGCGGGGUCAGUUAUCCAGGAC
Equus quagga is the source of this 4078-nucleotide messenger RNA. It is a transcript of the gene GLP2R, whose product is annotated as glucagon like peptide 2 receptor. NCBI's taxonomy places the organism in Eukaryota, Metazoa, Chordata, Mammalia, Perissodactyla, Equidae. Gene Ontology annotation, cellular component: plasma membrane. The transcript is spliced from 13 exons. The record is from RefSeq and is a predicted model, not a curated record. Gene Ontology annotation, molecular function: glucagon receptor activity; peptide hormone binding. Bases 101 to 1762 code for a protein of 553 amino acids. Gene Ontology annotation, biological process: adenylate cyclase-modulating G protein-coupled receptor signaling pathway; cell surface receptor signaling pathway.